Molecule: messenger RNA, 862 nt
Organism: Suillus clintonianus
Lineage: Eukaryota; Fungi; Basidiomycota; Agaricomycetes; Boletales; Suillaceae
Exons: 2
Coding region: 239-769 (176 amino acids)
Source: RefSeq, a predicted model, not a curated record
UUGAUUUUCUUCUUGACAUUGCUUGGCAGCGACUGGCAUUACGCCGUUGAUCAACGUGACUAGUAUACUCUGAGAUGAACCGGAGCAAUGUUGACCACUCGGCGGAAUCCAUGUUUUUUGUGAAGACAGCCUCGAAUUCCACUUCCUGAACCCACUCAUGUACCUGUGUCUGCACCUGGCUAUAGGUCGUUGACAAUUCUCGCAAGGACAUGUUGAUUGUUUUACGAGCACGCACUGAAUGUCAUCUAUUCAGAUCUUCCAGGGCUCCAGCCAUCAAUUGAGCGCUUGCCAAGUCCUCGCGGGUCCUCUUUUCAGUUACCAUUGUGUCAUCUCCUCUCCGCAAGUCUUGACCUUGUCUCGCUUUUCAGGGGCGCUCAACCGCCACAGCUCUAUUCAAAACGUCGUUCGAGACAAUAUGAAGGCCGUACGUACGCGUGAAGAAUCCCUUCAUGACCUUCAACGGCGCCGGUGGUGUACUGCAGCGUCCGUAGAGAGCAUCAAGAAAAAGCUCACCCGGAUGAAUCAUACUAAGGCGUUCGUGGACCAUUUCAUGCAAGGACAUGCGAGAUUUGGAUGCAAAAUUGCGCACGAACAAUCGACGAUCACGGUUUUUAAACGUAAAUGCACAAAAAACUGGCUGACACUUAAGUUUAGAGGUCUUGCAGAGUACUGUGAAAAGGGCAUGGUAUGCUCUGUACGCCGUGCUAAUUAUGAAGAAAUGCUACGUUGGGUUCGAGGUACGUCGUGUGCGAUCUUAUUGUUCAGGUGAAGCUUUAAAUACUCGUGCCGCUAGUCAAAUGCUCGUAUUUGUAAUACGUGUCAUGCUAGUAUAUAAUUUCAUGGCAUUAAAACUGCAGGCAGG